Triticum dicoccoides is the source of this 3118-nucleotide messenger RNA. RefSeq lists its product as uncharacterized. The record is from RefSeq and is a predicted model, not a curated record. The transcript has 2 exons. Lineage: Eukaryota; Viridiplantae; Streptophyta; Magnoliopsida; Poales; Poaceae. The coding region runs from base 363 to 2564 and encodes 733 amino acids.
CUCUCUCCUUUUCUACUACUACUGCUGCUCUGCUGCUACCCCUCUCAUUUGGUAUUACGAUUUUUGGGGCUUUGACUAAAAGUCUUGAGCUAAAAAGCUUCAUUUUUUUAGAGCUCCUUCCUCCUCCCCCCGAAAUUAAAUCCGGGGCCGAGGGAUUCGCAAUUCGGGGGAGCUCGUGGCCUCCAAUCCGCCCCGAUUCCUGCGCCUGCUCCAGCCGAUCCGCAUGGAUCAAUGGAGUUCUCAUAGCUCUCAAGGUUAAGAUCAACAGUACUGUGCAGUGAACUCUUGUUCAUUUCUUUGGUCCUGGGCUUCUUCAUUCUUGCUCAAGUCCAGCUGUCUGUUGAUCUAAUUCCAAGGUGGAGAUGAGUGUGGAGUACAAUAUGGAUGAAGCUUUGAAAGCACGAAAUACUGCAGAGAGCAAGUUUCAUGCGCGCGACCUCAGGGGCGCACGCAAGUACGCGGUCAAGGCCCAGAAUCUCUGCCCAUCACUUGAGGGCAUAUCCCAGAUGGCGUCGACUCUUGAAGUUCAUCUUGCAGCGGAGUCCAAGAUUGAUGGAGAGAGUGACUGGUACCGGAUCUUGUCCCUGCCCGCCUUUGCAGAUGAAGAGGAUGUGAAGAAGCAGUACAGGAAGCUAGCUCUCCAGCUGCACCCUGAUAAGAACAAGUCAGUCGGUGCUGAGGAGGCCUUUAAACUGAUCUCUGAGGCUUGGAGUGUGUUGUCUGAUACUAGUCGGAAGACAAUUUAUGAUCAGAAGAGGUCAGAUCAUUCUGUUGUCAACGUAACCAAUGGCAUGUAUACGUAUGACAAGAAGGCGACCAAGAGAGCUCGAAAGAAUGCUGCUGCUGCCGCCGCCGCUGCGGCUGCUGCGGCGGCUGCUGCUGAGGCUACUGCUCGUCCUGCUGGUGUUGAUACUUUCUGGACAUCUUGCAAUCGCUGCCGUAUGCAGUAUGAGUACUUAAGAAUGUAUCUUAAUCAUAACCUUCUGUGCCCAAACUGCCAUCACGCGUUCAUGGCGGUAGAGACCGGAUUUCCUUGCAACGGAAGCAGUUCAUCUUUCUCCUGGUCAACCAAGCAGCAGCCACAGAACCACAGUUCCACCAAACAUUCAUAUGGCUCAACAAGCAGGACUUCUAGCAUUCCGGGGACAGGGCAUGUGGGGUAUCAGCAAGAUAGUACUUACGAUUCCUACAACAGUCAAAGCUUUCAGUGGAAUCAGUACUCCAAGACAGGGCCUGCAGCUGACACAAAUGCGUACAGUACCCAGGCUUCCGAGAAACCUAGAAGAAAUGAAGAGAGCUACAGCUACAACUACCCUGAAAGUGGAAACACAUGUGACCCUGAGAGAACUACUUCAAGGCGUGGCCGGUUUGCAAAGCGGAGAAGGCAUAGUAAUGAUUAUACUACUGUGGAUUAUGCUGGAGAUAACAAAGAAACAGUGGUUGUAAGCACAGAGACAAAUGCUUUCACUGAUGUGGGGCGGGUUAAUGGCACUUCAGUGGAAAAGAUGAGAUCUGCAGUGAGUGUAAGGAGAGCUAAUGUUUUGAGAGAGAUCUCCCAGAUUGAUACACGGGGUCUACUUGUUGAGAAAGCCAAAGAAGCCGUCCGGGGAAAAUUGCAAGAGCUGAGCAUGGCAGCAUGUUCACGGUUUGCAGAGAAAAGGAAGUCAGAAGGAAAGGUAUAUCCUAGUGACAACAACAUAAAGGCAAAUGGGGUCCUCUCUGGCAAGCCUGGCAAAGGACUCAAGCUAUGCAGUUCAAUAAGUGUCGACACCCACAUACCUGCAACUGCAACUAAUGAAAAGAAUCCAGAACAGAAGCGUGUGCCUGUUUCGAUUGAUGUCCCAGAUCCUGACUUCCAUGAUUUUGAUAAGGAUCGCACAGAGAGAGCUUUUUAUAGUGACCAAGUAUGGGCUACAUAUGACAGUGAGGAUGGAAUGCCUCGUCUAUAUGCAAUGGUGCAGAAAGUUCUUUCAAUGAGACCUUUCAGAAUCCGCAUGAGUUUCCUCAAUUCCAAAUCCAAUAUUGAACUGUCGCCAAUAAACUGGAUUGCCUCUGGUUUCCAGAAAACAUGUGGCGAUUUUAGGGUUGGAAGGUACCAGAUUACGGAAACAGUCAACAUAUUUUCGCACAAAGUCAGCUGGACUAAAGGCCCCCGUGGGAUUAUCAGAAUUAUUCCUCAGAAAGGUGAUACAUGGGCUUUGUACCGAGACUGGUCUCCUGAUUGGAACGAGCUUACACCUGAUGAUGUGAUAUAUAAAUACGAGAUUGUUGAAGUUAUUGAUGAUUUCACUGAGGAGCAAGGGCUGACUGUCAUUCCAUUGUUGAAGGUUGCUGGCUUCAAAGCUGUGUUCCAUAGGCACAUGGACCCCAAGGAGGUGAGGAGGAUACCAAAGGGUGAGCUGUUUCGAUUCUCGCAUCAGGUUCCUUCUCGACUGCUGACUGGUGAAGAAGGCAACAAUGCCCCGGAAGGUUGUCAUGAGCUCGAUCCUGCUGCAACCCCAGUGGACCUUCUUAAGGUUAUUACAGAGGUGAAUGAAGACGUGGCGGCGCAGACUGCUGAAUAGAAGAGGGCAACAACUCUGAACACUGAAGAUAGCUUGGGUGUCUGAAGUGUGAAAUGUACUACACAGAUGACAACAAGUCAACAUUUGUUGGUGUCUUAGUUCUAUUAUGCCAUCUUAUUUUUGGCUGAUGACUUGGAACAAUACUGCCAGGGCAAGCAGCUUAUGUCGUGGACUUCUGACUGUUAAUUCUUAGGCAUUUCUAACACUCGGAGUUUAUCGCGCCAUGGAUAUCAUCUUCUAGAGUAAAAGAAGCAUUGGGAGGCGAUUGAUGCGGCGACUAGUCAAAGGAAAGCUAUGGAGCCUCAUGGCUUGCUGACGGCGUUACUCUGUUCAGGUAUGGUGUUGAGCAUAGGAGCCAUCAAGUUCGAGGGGGGAGACGCCACUGGACUUCCCCAUGUACCCGGAAAUUAUUAAUGUACCAAAUUUACCUAAGAUGUUGUAUUUCCUUUAAUCUAUAGCGAUGCGUCCUUAUAUAAUGUUGAACUUGAUGAUUUCAAAAUUCUGAUUUGAACUCGGUGAACUGGUUCGGCAAUUUAAUAUUAUAUUUAGUGGAA